Messenger RNA from Agrilus planipennis (emerald ash borer), 1479 nucleotides. RefSeq names its product plasma alpha-L-fucosidase-like. Gene Ontology annotation, biological process: glycoside catabolic process; fucose metabolic process. The record is from RefSeq and is a predicted model, not a curated record. The transcript is spliced from 7 exons. The coding region runs from base 17 to 1396 and encodes 459 amino acids. NCBI's taxonomy places the organism in Eukaryota, Metazoa, Arthropoda, Insecta, Coleoptera, Buprestidae. Gene Ontology annotation, cellular component: lysosome. Gene Ontology annotation, molecular function: alpha-L-fucosidase activity.
AUUAUCAGUUAUAAAAAUGAACAUGUACGCGAACACAGUUAGUUUCAUUUUGCUUUUCACUUCUUGUAUAUUUUAUCAAGUGCUUCUUGUUAAAUCUUUUAAAUAUAAGUCUACCUGGGAAAGUUUAGACAAAAGACCGUUGCCUUCAUGGUAUGACGAGGCCAAAAUUGGCAUAUUUAUUCAUUGGGGAGUCUUUUCAGUUCCUAGUUUUGGGUCAGAGUGGUUUUGGCAAUUUUGGAAAGGUCAACGGAAAGCAGAAUAUGUAGAAUUUAUGACAAAAAACUACCCUCCACGUUUUACUUAUCAAGACUUCGGCAAGGAAUUUACUGCAGAAUUUUUUAAUCCCAACGAAUGGGCUGAAUUAUUUGAGAAAUCUGGAGCAAAGUAUGUUGUUCUUACAAGUAAACAUCAUGAAGGAUUUACUUUGUGGCCUUCAGAAUUUUCAUAUAGUUGGAAUGCCAAAGACCUGGGACCACACAGAGAUUUAGUAGGAGAAUUAGCAGACGCGGUACGCAGCAAAACGAAGAUCCAUUUUGGCCUUUACCAUUCAUUUUUCGAAUGGUUCAAUCCCAUGUACAACGCCGACGAAGCGGCAAACUUUUCAAGGAAUAUCUUCCCAGUGAGAAAAGCAAUACCGGAAAUGAAAGAAUUGGUGAAUACAUACAAACCGGAUGUAUUUUGGUCAGAUGGAGCGGGAGAAGUUCCGGUAGAAUAUUGGCAAUCAAGAGAAUUUCUGGCUUGGCUAUAUAACGAAAGUCCCGUUAAAGAAAUAGUGGUGGUGAAUGACAGAUGGGGUAAAAACACAUCGUGCCUUCAUGGGGGAUUUUUCACUUGCAAUGAUCGAUACAAUCCAGGUACGUUGCAAUCUCAUAAAUGGGAAAACGCUAUGACGUUAGAUAAACAUUCUUGGGGUUAUAGAAGAAAUGCCCCUUUGAACGAAUACCUAACGACUCAUGAAUUGAUAAAAACUUUGGCACAAACUGUAAGUUGUGGAGGAAAUUUACUAGUAAAUAUUGGACCAACCAAGGAAGGAACAAUUAUACCAAUAUUCCAGGAACGUUUGCUCGAUUUGGGCACAUGGUUAUCACUGAAUGGAGAGGCAAUUUAUAACACCACAACAUGGACUUACCAAAAUGAUACAGUUAAUUCUGAUGUAUGGUACACAUCGAAAAAAAAUUAUGUGUAUGCCAUCGUAUUGAGUUGGCCUGAUAGAAAUAUUCUCAGUAUUGGCGCAGUAGUGGACUUAUUUUCGAAAAGCCCACCAUCUUCAGUAACGUUAUUAGAAAAUAAUGAAAAGCUUGAGUGGAAUAUUGACGACAAUAUUGUAAAAAUCAACUUGGACGAUAAAGCCCUUACUAAAAAUAAUUGGGCUUGGGUAGUUAAAUUUAACAAGUAAUUGAAACUUUUAAAACAAAUUAUUAUAAUUUUAUUAACAAAAAACUCGCUCUGAUUCAAUAAACAAUCAAUUAAAUCAAAAUC